GGGCCGGCGAGGGGUUGUUGCUGGAAGCGAACCCAGGGCAGCCCUGUCUGCCGGUUGCUGCAGGCGGGGAGAUGGUGAGCGGUGACUCGAUGCCUCUUCCCAGACCCCGGUAGGAGAAGGAGUGGCUGGCUCCGGCCGGCAUUGGGAGCUAUGGCGAGUGCAGUGUCAGUGGCGACUCCCCUGGAGCUUGUUCCUAAUGUUUCCGAGCGACAGAACAGCACGCUGUCACCCACCUGGAGUAACCUACACCCUUACCAGACUAACAUUUUGGGAACAGUCCUGGCGAUAACCGGAAAUGUCCUCAUCAGCAUUUCACUAAAUGUGCAGAAAUAUUCGCAUAUCCGUCUAUUGUGUCAAGAGAGCCGAACACCCUAUUACAAGAGCAAGUUGUGGUGGUGUGGAAUCCUCCUGAUGGGAAUGGGUGAGCUGGGGAACUUUGCAGCCUAUGGCUUUGCUCCAGCCACUCUGGUUGCUCCCCUGGGCUGUGUCUCUGUUAUUGCAAGUGCAGCCAUUUCUGUGGUGUUCUUGAAAGAGAUCCUGCGAUCUUCUGAUAUCUUGGGAGGAUCGUUGGCCGUACUGGGAACCUAUCUUCUGGUGACCUUUGCCAUUAACGUCCAGCAAGAAAUCACAGGCCCUAAAAUUAAUCUAUACAUCAUCAGUUGGCCAUUUCUAGUUUAUUUGACUUUGGAAUUUAUAUUAUUCGUUAUUUUGCUGUAUCUCUUCAAGAGAAGAGGCAUGAACCACAUAGUGAUUCUACUUCUGAUGUCUUCAAUACUUGCCUCACUGACUGUGAUCUCAGUAAAAGCCGUCUCUGGGAUGGUGACAAGCUCCAUUCAGGGACAACUUCAGUUCCAGUAUCCCAUAUUCUACGUGAUGCUUGUUGUUAUGAUCGCAUCUUGUAUUUUCCAAGUACAAUUCUUGAACCAAGCAAUGCGACUCUAUAAUGCAACAGAAGUGGUGCCAAUCAACUUUGUUUUCUUCACAACUAGUGCCAUCAUAGCAGGAGUGAUAUUUUAUCAGGAGUUCCAUGGUGCUGCCUUACUUAACAUAUUUAUGUUCUUAUUUGGGUGCUUGCUGUCAUUCCUUGGAGUUUUCCUCAUAGCCAAGAACAGAGUAAAGCAGACACCCGAAGUCCCAUAUAUUGACAUGGGCCCCGUUCCAAAACAAAGGAGCACCGAGAAAAUCCAACCAGGGCUGAACAACAUCAAUUCUUAUGGAAGUGUACACGAUGAAGAACAGACUAAUGACUCUCUGAGUGAAGAUGUAAAAUAACCAUUCAAAUACAGAUUGGAUUUAAUAUUCGAGCAAAACAUUAACUGAACUUUAACAUCUCAUCAAGUUAGAUAUUUUUAGCAUUUUUCCAGCCUGGGCCGGGAUCCCUCAUUUGACAAUAUUGUGUCUGAACUCGGCAUUGUUGAGCUAAUUGUGGAUCAGUCGGUCAAUGCAAGUGUUUACAGUGGAAAAUAACACUUCUUUAUAGUUGCCAGUUUUUAUAAAGUGUGAAUCAAAUGGUCAGUCUUCCUGACCCUGUUUCAUAUUGGACACUAACUUUGAGCUGAAGAGUAUCUUUUCUACUUCGGUUUCACACACAACUCUGGACAAAUGGACUCAUAUUUAUUCCCAGGUUUAGAUAAAGAAACA
Molecule: messenger RNA, 1641 nt
Organism: Hemiscyllium ocellatum (epaulette shark)
Lineage: Eukaryota; Metazoa; Chordata; Chondrichthyes; Orectolobiformes; Hemiscylliidae
Product: NIPA-like protein 2
Exons: 11
Coding region: 151-1272 (373 amino acids)
Biological process (GO): magnesium ion transport
Cellular component (GO): membrane
Molecular function (GO): magnesium ion transmembrane transporter activity
Source: RefSeq, a predicted model, not a curated record